Ooceraea biroi (clonal raider ant) is the source of this 899-nucleotide messenger RNA. It is a transcript of the gene amx, whose product is annotated as TM2 domain-containing protein 3 almondex. Lineage: Eukaryota; Metazoa; Arthropoda; Insecta; Hymenoptera; Formicidae. The record is from RefSeq and is a predicted model, not a curated record.
GCGGACAAGCUCGGCAACUUCAGAGAGCUUUUUGGCGAGUAAAAUCGUAGGAUGAACGUCGUACGGGUCAAUCUGAGGAACGUGAUAUUCCUUCUCGUCGCCCUCCUGUCCACCUCCGUCCAAGAGGCUCACAUGGGUCAUGAUAGUGCAAUCAGCUAUGCACUGAAAGAAGCCAAUGUAAACUCCACACCAGCCUACAGUAGUAAAAAGGAGGAGACAGCCAGUUUGUGCCCAAGUGGGAUAUCCUGUGCAGAGUUGAGCGUGGAAUGUCUGAACUGUAAUUUUAAUUAUAACUGUGUAUACGGUGCUACAUAUGAUGCCAACUGUUCCAUAAAGGAUCACGUCGAUUGCGUGGGCAGUCCGUCUUUUCUGAAGAAGUAUAUGUGCCGCUAUUGUUAUCAGACUGAUCAUUGGGAGCAUCAGUGUCAUCAGAAAAAUUCCUGUAGCUCAGUAGCGUCUCCACAACAGUAUUAUAGGACAAAUUGUACGGUAAACAGCGACGUACUGUGUCUAGGCAGACGAAAGUUUAUGAAGAACUUGCCUUGUAAUUGGACAAUCGGGUAUCGAUGGUCUACAGCUCUGAUUUUGAGCAUUACUCUUGGAGGGUUUGGUGCCGAUAGGUUUUACUUGGGACACUGGCAGGAAGGCAUUGGCAAGCUUUUCAGUUUUGGUGGCCUGGGCGUGUGGACGUUAAUUGAUGUAAUAUUAAUCUCUAUGAGAUAUCUAGGCCCUGCUGAUGGUUCUUUAUACAUUUAGAGUACUCGUGGAAAUUAUUAAUAUAUACAUAGGAUUUAAUUUUCAUUUUAUUAUAAUUUAUUGUAGUCUUUGUAAAAUAUAGGGAUUGUAAGACAGGCUACACAUUUAUUAUAAAAUGAAUUAAAUAAUAUAGAAAUAUUACU